Messenger RNA from Prorocentrum cordatum, 2981 nucleotides. NCBI's taxonomy places the organism in Eukaryota, Dinophyceae, Prorocentrales, Prorocentraceae. The record is from the annotation of a GenBank genome assembly.
AGCCGUCUGGGCUCGGGGACGCGCCAGUCGCCACGGCCUCCUGUGGCACCCGCGCUCGCGCCUCGCCGCGUUUUCGCCGCGCGGUCCCGGCACGUGCGCAUGCCGCGGUCCCCGCGCCGCGGGGCGCGGCGCGGCGUGACAGCGAUGCUGCCCGCAGCGGUGCUGCUGGCGCGGCCGGUGUUCGGCGCGGCGGCCGCCGGGAUCGUGACGCUCGCCGAGCUGCCCGAGGCUCCGAUCAUGGUGGACGGCGGAGAGGCGGACCCAUGCGAGUGGCCGAGGUGCGCGAAACACCGCCUCCCCUGCGUCACAAAGAAGGUGGGCACCUGCGUGAUGCCGCAUCCGGGGUGCUACAACAAGCACGCGGUGUGCAUACUCGUGGGGCGCUGCCACUGCCCGGAGAACUACUGCGCGGUCCCGGGUACCCGAAGGUGUGAGCCGCAGGUCGUGUUCGAGGGGGCCCGCCCCGAUGCCUUCGAGCCGGGGUUCUGGCUCCGGCUGUUCGCGGCGCUGGGCCGCCCCGAGCAGUUCCCGGCCUUGUGGCAGGCCAAGGAGCGCCCCGCGUCGCUGAUCACGCCCCGCUGCCUGCCCGCCGUGGCCCUCCUGCUCCUAGGCCUGGCCGUCGCGGUCUCCACGGGGGUGGCGCUGUGCGAGGGUCUGGUCAGGUGCGCCUGCUGCAGACGCACCGCACGGACGUUCAGUGCCGACAGCCUGGACGGGGGCGAGGGUGCAGGGCGCAGAGGCCCGCUGGAGGAGCGCUCCGAGGCCACCACGGGCACGGGGCAGAGCACCGGCAGCGUUCUGACGCUGUGCCACCACCGGCUGGACUGGGUGGACGGCGAGGCCGCGGGCACUAGCAGAGUGGGCAAGGAGCCGCGAGCAGUGCCGGUGGUGCUGCUGGCGGGACUGGUCGUGUUCUGCAGUGCGUGGGCGGUCCACUCGCGGUACGAGAACUGGGAGGUUACGAGGGAGAUCCUGGCAGACCAGCUCCAGCAUCUGAAGAACGACUCGGAGCAGCUCAGCCAACAGACCCUCCUGCUCAACUACACGGCCUCGAACCUGAGCUUCGCGUUCGACCAGAUUUCGCGCUGCAAGCAUAACCCAGUGAUGUCUAUGGUCGGCCGGUUUGCCGUCAAUUCCACGAAAGAGUUGGCCAAUGUAGUGCAUAAUUUCCAGGAUGGUGUCAAGGAUGCUCCUGUGGAGGUCGACAAAGCUCAAGAGAAGCUGGUGAGAUACAGUGCGGGGGCUGUCUGGUUCCCCUGUGCCCCAAUGCUCAUCAUGUCCAUCUUUGCAUUGAUCAUGUUGGCGGAAGUGUUUAUCGCCAGGUUUUUCGGAUCACCUGCGACGGCACGGUGCGAGAAUAAGGGUCUGGCUAUUUGUGCAAUUUUCUUCGUGCUGAUUAUCAUUUUUGUAGCUGCCACUUGUGCCGGUGCACGGUGGCGGAUAUUGUCGGUUUUGAUAGGAAGUGCGCAGAUAUGUUCGGAUAUCGACCAGAACGUGGUCGAUUUUGUCAACGCUGAGGUUGAGGCUGCAGAGGUGGGCCACCUCUUUGCGAACGUUUCACGGUUUUACGUCCUCGGGGACGUAUACAAUCCAUUGAACCAGUUCGCCGACGACAUCCACGAGUACAUCCAAAAUGUGUUGGACAUUUGGCGGGAGUAUCACGAGUCCAUCGUGAAGCCGCAGUCGCUCUCGUGCAAGCCUCUGGGCGAUCUCGACAAAGAUAUUGAGGGCAUUCGUGACGUGGUCUUGGCCAACUUGAGAACGGCAAGAGGAUUGUUCAGCGCUGCGAACACCUAUCGGUACUACCGGGAAACUGUACACGGCGGCAUAUGCAAUCAAAUGCCGAAAAGUUUAGGACAAUAUUGUAUUCAGCAGGCCCUCGUGGGCUUGAUAUUGUUCCCACUAUGCGCUAUGUUUACACACAACUACCUCGCACACCACGUGAGCAAGCGGAGGUUUAUACUGUCGGAGUUCGAGUUUUGGCAAGGUGACACAACCGACGACGGUGACACAGAAGUCGGUGCCGAGGUCACAGACAAGUCCUAGCGAGCGGUACACACCUUGGCAUCUCAAGCUCGGGAGGGCCCAUGUGUUGUGGUGAGGUGACAGUUUGGGGGGUGCUCCCACCAGCAAUAGCCGCGCGCGUAGUCACGUUGUGCCUUACAUGCACGGUGCGAUGUCUUCGCCUGGGCACAGCACUCAUGAUAGCACUUCUGAAGCGAGUCCUCUUAAAUGCCAGGACAGUGUUGUGGCUGCGAUGCCGCUUUUUUUUCUGUUCCCACCGCAUCGCUUUUGCUCGGUGUACGACUGCGAAUGCACUCGACAAGUGCAUCGAUUCAGUACCUCACGUAUCUUCUCCAGGGUUCUGUAGGCUGUUACACAUCUUCCGGCAGUUCCCAGCGAGUCCUUUCAGCCAGUGAUUGAUUCACUGUUCUAUUUCCGCGGCCCGCUAGGACUUGAUUUAGGGAGACAAACAAUGACAUAAGCAUAAGAACUCGGAGGUCCGCGCGGACCUCUGAGUUUUUAUGCUUAUGGCAUUGCUUGGUUCUCUAUGAUUGGCCCUGCGAGUCAUCGUUUGAAUCUCCUGCAGUGGCGGAGCCAUCUCACAGCGAACAGCUCUGGCUUUCGAGGAGGCGUGUCGUCUGAGAUGAGGAGCGCGUGCCCCGCGCACGCCCGAGUGGCUUCGAUUGCACCGCGUGCAUGUGAAGGAAGGCAUUGGAGGAGGGGGGGAGCGCGAAGGGUGGGCAAUUAAUUCGCGUACUUGCACAGUCGCGGCGCAGUCAUGCGUGCCAGUUUCAUUUGCACCAUCAAUUCGAUCGCGGUCAGACUCGUUGCCCACCCAGACUCGCCACGGAAACGAACGAGCGAGGCCGUGCACAGCCUGGCAGCACGCGCCACACGACACGGCGCGCCACUGAGCAGCAGGGUGCGAGGAUACAUGGGGCUGCCGAACUCCAGCUUGGGAACUGUCAAGGGAGGCA